Molecule: messenger RNA, 1638 nt
Organism: Morchella sextelata
Lineage: Eukaryota; Fungi; Ascomycota; Pezizomycetes; Pezizales; Morchellaceae
Exons: 5
Coding region: 1-1638 (545 amino acids)
Source: RefSeq, a predicted model, not a curated record
AUGGAGAAAACUCGCAUCCUCACCACCAAGCUCGGCCGCAUCACCGGCGCCGUCCUCGACAACGUCGUCCAAUACCGCGGCAUCCCCUACGCCCGCAUUCCCGGGCGCUUCAAAGACCCGGUAGGGCCCGUCAACCACCUCGGCGACUUUGACGCGACGAAAUGGGGGCCGAUGGCGGUGCAGCAGCCCGAUGCCGAGGAGGUGGAUGCGCGGGUGCUGAACCACAAGCUCACGCCGAUGCCGGCGGACCGAAAGACGAUGUCGGAGCUUGAGUGUGCGAACCUGGUUGUUGUGACGCCGUAUACGGCGAUGCACGAGGAGCGUGAGCAGGAUAAUCUGUCGCCGACGACGAUCCUGUUGCCGACGAUUGUGUGGGUGCAUGGCGGCGCGAAUAGGAUCGGGAGUGCGAACUUUGUGGGGUAUGAUAUGAGGAGGUUUGUCAAGCACAGCAUCGACGUUGUGGGCAAGCCCGUGGUUGUGGUGAGCUUGAAUCAUAGGUUGGGCACGCUUGGGUAUCUGGCGUGUAAGGAGGUCGGGGCGACGGGGAAUUAUGGGCUGAAGGAUCAGGUGGUGGGAUUGAGAUGGGUCAAGGAACAUAUCCAAGAAUUCGGCGGUGAUCCGGAUAAUGUAACUUUCAUGGGAGAAAGCGCCGGAGGGAUCGCUGGGUCACUGCACCUAUACUCUGAGGUACCGCUGUUCAAGCGGGCCAUACUGCUCUCGGGUCUCGCUGGAUUGCUUCCGCCGCGGCCUGCGGACGCACAGGAGAUGAUAUAUCUCAAGACCUGCGAGAAGCUCGAUUUCGCCGGUCUCCCGCCGCCGCAGCGAGCAGAACGCAUGCUCAACAUCCCUGCCGUCGAGCUCGCAAAGAUCGCUUUCCAGGUCGAAAUCUGCCCGACCAGUGACGGCGAGUUCAUCCCCACCAAGGAGUGGAUCCGUCACGAGAACUUCAAGCCUCUCCCGGACUGGUGUGACAGCCUCGUGAUCGGCACCUGCAAAGACGAAUGGGGCGUGAUGCAACAAGGUGGAGCUAUCAAGGACUACUCCAACCCCCUCCGCACCUUCAAGCGCCGCAUCUCCCGACAGCUCACCCCCGAACAAACAGCUUCGCUCCUGUCGCACUUCCACCUCUCCUCCAGCGACUCCCGCGAAACAACGAUCGAGAAGCUUUACGUUCUCAUCUCCGACUACGGCUUUAGGCUCCCAGCGUACAUGUUCACAAGGUACUGGUCCGACCACCCACAGAAGAAAGCAUAUUUUGCGCAGUUCACGGUGCCAACGCCACUCGAGGGACCGAACAAGGGCCGGGCACACCACGGCGUGGAUGUCGUCUUCUCGUUCUUUAACCAGCACGACGAGCUCCCGGAGACCGGGGGAUACCGGGAGCUGGAGCAGGAGGUGGCGGCGGCGUGGUGCAGCUACGUGUAUGGCGAGGCGCCGUGGAGUGCGUAUGAUGAGAAGGGCGAGAGGAUUGUCCGGGUGUUUGAUGCUGGAGGCCGCGGGGGCGAGAGAAAAUUGGGUGAGUGGGAGCGGAAUGAGUGGGAGGCCUGGAGGGUUAUGGAAGAGGCGGGGGUCGAUAAGGUGUGGGAGACGGGACAGGCGUUCCUGGCGGGCCCGGGCGAGGAGGGGGGGGAGGAUUGA